AAUCCGCUCUUACGCGGAAGUCAGUUCUUCGACGCAGGAAUCAUCUGGUCUGGAUCGGCACAGAAAUGGAUGGAUCUGCUUCUGAAAUGCGCCCCCCUGUGGGGUGUAAAGGAAAGAGCCCUGAGAGUGUCCUGGUGAAGAGAGCAGACUCCCCUGUACCCAGCUGUGUUUCCCUGAAGAGUGACUGGUCAAUGGAGCCCCCAUUUGCCUUCAGAGAGGGACCUAUUCCUACAGAUCAAAGUGUCCUGAUGGAGAGAGCAGACUCCCCUGUACCCAGCUGUGUUUCCCUGAAGAGUGACUGGUCAAUGGGACAUCCACUCACCUUCAGAGAGGGACCUUCUCCUACAGAUCAAAGAGACCAAAUGGAAGAAUGCAGUUCAGAUCUACAUGAUAAAUCGGGUUUAUCAUCCAUAUUGAAGUCACUAGAGGAAAAUGCUGUAAAGUUCCUAAAGGAUGAGCUGAAGAAGUUUGUGAGGUACCUAGAUCAGAAUUACCCAGAAUGCACUGAGCCUCUACUGGAGGAGGACAAUGACAUGGACAGUGAUGGUCAGAUGCAGAAGACCUGUGGUAGAGAGGGAGCUCUGAAGAUCACACUGUACAUCCUGAGGACCAUGAAGCAAAAUGAUCUCGCUGACAUGCUGGAGAAGAGACAGCUCAUGCCGCAAUAUCAGCACAGAAUCAAAAGUAACUUGAAGCUGAAAUGUGAGUGUGUAUUUGAAGGGAAAGCUAAGGAAGGGCAGCCAACACUUCUCAAUGAGAUUUACACAGAACUCUACAUAACUGAAGGUGGGACUGGAGGAGUCAAUGAUGAACAUGAAGUGAGACAGAUUGAAACAGCACCCAAGAAACAGCGAACGGAAGAUACCACGGUCAAGUGCAAUGAUAUAUUUAAACCCUUAUGUGGGCGUGAGACACCUAUCAGAACUGUACUCACUAAAGGGGUGACAGGUAUCGGGAAAACAGUCUCAGUGCAGAAAUUUAUUCUAGACUGGGCAGAAGGAAAAGCAAACCAGGAUGUUCACUUCAUAUUUGCCCUUCCUUUCCGGGACCUGAAUUUGAUUCAGGAUGAAUACAGUCUGAUUGAACUGCUUCACUGUUUUGUCCCAGAACUGAAAUCGAUUGAAUCCACUGAGCUGUUUAGGUUCAAAGACUUGUUCAUCUUUGAUGGUCUGGAUGAGUGUCGCCUUCCACUAGAUUUUCAGAACAAUGAGAACUGGUUUGAUGUAACAAAGAAAAUGUCACUGGAUGUACUGUUGACUAACCUCAUUAAGGGGAAUCUGCUUCCAUCCGCUCUCCUCUGGAUAACCUCCCGGCCAGCAGCAGCCAAUCGGAUACCUCCUGAGUGCGUCCACCAGGUGACAGAGAUACGAGGGUUCAGUGAUGCCCAGAAGGAGGAGUAUUUCAGGAGGAGAUUCAGUGAUCAGAGCCUGGCCAGCAGGAUUAUCACACAUGUGAAAUCAACAAGGAGCCUCUUCAUCAUGUGCCACAUACCUGUGUUCUGCUUGAUUUCAGCCACUGUCCUUGAGAGGCUUUUUAGUGAGACUGACAGGGGAGAAAUUCCAAGGACUCUGACUCAAAUGUACACACACUUCCUGAUCUUUCAGGCAAGUUUAAAAAAUGACAAGUAUAUGAAAAACUAUGAAACCAAGCUUAAUAAAUACAGCAAGGAAUUCCUUUUGAAACUUGGUAAAUUGGCUUUUGAAAACCUUGAGAAAGGCAAUCUCAUAUUUUAUGAGCAAGAUCUGACAGAGAAUGACAUUGAUGUCAGUGAAGCUUCAGUUUACUCUGGAGUGUGCACAGAGGUCUUUAAAGAGGAAUAUGGGUUGUAUCAGGAGAAGGUGUACUGCUUUGUGCAUCUGAGCAUCCAGGAGUAUCUCGCUGCUUUAUAUGUGUUUCUAUCAAACUCAUCAGCUGACCUGCUGAAAACUGUAGUAGAUCAGGCAUUAAAGAGCAAGAAUGGACAAUUGGACCUCUACCUCCGCUUCCUCCUGGGCCUCUCAACAGACUCCAGUAAGACAUUGUUACAAAGGCUACUGGGAUUGACAGGAACCAGGUCACAUAACAUUGAGGAAACAAACCAAUAUAUGAAGUGGAAAAUACAGGAGAAUUUAUCUCCAGAAAGGACCAUCAACCUGUUUCACUGUCUGAAUGAACUGGGUGAUAAUUCUCUAGUAGAGGAAGUACAAGGAUACCUGAAUACUGGAAGACUUUCAGUACGUCACCUCUCACCUGCUCAGUGGUCAGCUCUGGCCUUUGUGUUACUGUUGUCAGAUGAGGAGCUGGAUGUGUUUGAUCUGAAGAAAUACAACGGAUCAGGUGAAGAGCACUGGAGGCUGCUGCCUGUGGUCAAGAAAUCCAGGACAGCUCUGCUGAACAGCUGUAAUCUCACAGAUAAACACUGUGAAGUGUUGUCUUCAGCACUAAGAUCAAACUCUUCACCCCUGAGAGAGCUGGAACUGAGUGACAAUGACCUGCAGGAUUCAGGAGUGAAGCUACUCUCUGCUGGACUGGGGGAUUCACACUGUAAUCUGGGGAUACUGAGGGUGGACCGGUGUGAACUCACAGAGAAAUGCUGUGAGGCGCUGGCUUCAGUUCUCAGGUCAAACUCCUCACCCCUGAGAGAGCUGGACCUGAGUGACAAUGACCUGCAGGAUUCAGGAGUGAAGCUGGUCUCUGCUGGACUGGGGGAUUCACACUGUAAACUGGGGAUACUGAGGCUGUCAGGCUGUAGAGUCACAGAGAGAGGCUGUUCUUCCCUGGCUUUAGCUCUGAGGUCAAACCCCUCACACCUGAGAGAGCUGGAUCUGAGCUACAAUCACCCAGGAGACUCAGGAGUGAAGCUGCUCUCUGCUGUACUGGAGGAUCCCAGCUGUAAACUGGAGAAGUUGAAUGUGAACCACAGUGGAGAGUGCAGGACCAGACCAGGCUUACAGAAAUACUCCUGCCAGCUGACACUGGACCCCAACACAGCACACAGAUUCCUGUCAAUGUCAGGCGGGAACAAGAAGGUGACAUGGGGGGCAGAGCAGCCAUAUCCUGAUCAUCCAGAGAGAUUUGACUGGUGGGAACAAGUUCUCUGCAGAGAGAAUCUGACUGGCCGCUGUUACUGGGAGGCUGAGUGGGAUGGAGAUCAAGCCCGGAUAGGAGAUAAUACCUUGAUAGGAGUGACUUAUAAAGGAAUCGGGAGGAAAGGAGACAGUGCUGACUGUGGGCUUGGAGAUAAUUACAAGUCAUGGAGUCUGAGCUGCUCUAGUGACAGUUACUCUGUCUGGCACAGUAUGAAACCAACUCUCAUACUCAUACGGCCCUCAGGCUCCCGCAGAGUAGGAGUGUAUCUGGACUGGGAGGCUGGUGCUCUGACCUUCUACAGAGUCUCCUCUGAUGGACUGAUCCUCCUGCGCAGGGUCAUCUCCUCAUUCACUGAACCUCUCUGUCCAGCUUUUUGGAUUUCUGAAAACUCCUCAGUGUCCCUGUGCAUGCUGGGAUAGCUCACUGUGUCCUGGAGGAAUCAUUUUUACUAUAUCACAAUGUGACAUGUUGCUUGUUCUCUUUGGUAAAUGUCUGCUUUUUAACCCAUAUAACCCUUUUUACUCUGAAAUGUAUGUUUGACAAAAAUAAAUGCCUGUGUUCAGCGAGCUGAAUAAACAUGAAAAAUAACAGUUUUUCUCUCUGACUAAAAUGUAACUAAUUGUAAUCCCGAUGAUUGGGGGGCCUUUCCCCCUCCCCUGUAUGUGUACAUGUUAUAUAUUUUUGCCUAUUUCCUGUGUUUCCUCCCUGUACAAUGACAAUAAAGGCUUU
Messenger RNA from Paramormyrops kingsleyae, 3798 nucleotides. The record is from RefSeq and is a predicted model, not a curated record. NCBI's taxonomy places the organism in Eukaryota, Metazoa, Chordata, Actinopteri, Osteoglossiformes, Mormyridae.